Molecule: messenger RNA, 1622 nt
Organism: Hibiscus syriacus
Lineage: Eukaryota; Viridiplantae; Streptophyta; Magnoliopsida; Malvales; Malvaceae
Product: F-box protein At4g22280-like
Exons: 2
Coding region: 2-1342 (446 amino acids)
Molecular function (GO): protein binding
Source: RefSeq, a predicted model, not a curated record
UAUGGUCUUGCUUAUUUCAUUUAUAAUCCCAGAAAUUAUCUCGAAGCCUUGCACGGCUAAUCGAGCAAAAUACGAGGGCUUAGAUAGUUUGCCCGAUUCCAUUCUUUGUCACAUCUUGUCGUUCUUGCCCAGUAGAGAUGCUGCUCGUACCUCAGUUCUUUCACCAAAGUGGAGGUAUUUCUUUACUUCAUCGUUGACUACACUCGAUUUCGAUGAUUGCUUAGAUGGGAUGUGUUUGACUAAAAAUUCUAUGAAGAACUUUAAGGUGUUUGUUGAUAAGUUCUUUUUUAACCCUAAUCAUCUACGAUUAGAGUGCUUUAGGGUGAAUGACCUUUGGCUUUAUGCUGCAUUAUGGCGUGGUGUUAAGGAAGUUGAGGUAGACUUAGCUAAUGGAGCCUGUUUGAUAUUGCUUCAUCUUUUGUUUACUUGCACUUCACUGUUGAAAUUGGAAUUGUAUAUCCACAGUUGGAAAAUGAAGGUUCCAAAUAAGUUGAAUUUACCUAAACUCAGAACUCUAUAUCUUUCGGACAUGUCAUUUGAAGAAGGUUUAUCAAUUCGUAGGUUAAUCUCCACUUGCCCUGUGCUAGAAGAUUUUGAUCUUUGCCAUUGUUACAUUUAUGGCACAAGUGAUCUAAAUAUCCGUGGUCGUUCACUUACAAGUUUGGUUUUAGACUCCGUAAUGCACUCCUCACAUGAAGGUCAUAGACAUUUCGAUUACGUGAUCCAAGUUGAUGCUCCAAAUCUUGUCCGUUUCAAAUAUUCGGACUGUGUUGGCAAAGGAUAUGCUUUUAGAAACACAGAGUCUUUGGAAAAAGCUUGUAUUACAAUCACGCACUUUGAUGAUGUGAAUCGUAAUGAAUUCGUAACACUUUGUGGAAUUUGCAAUGUACAUACUCUACUUUUAACCAUUCAUGAUAAUAGUGUACUGCUUUCCCCAAAGCCUGACAAAUCGGUGCUUGCAUUUCGCAACCUUGUUGAAUUGGAAUUUAGGAAUCCCGGUAGUGAUUGGAAAGGAACAUGGAUCGUUGAGUUUCUGCGUUUUGUCCCUAAUAUGAAGAAACUUAUCUUGGAUUUGGUUGAUGGAUAUAGAGGAAUGAAGUCGCUCCCUCAAGAAGCGCCUCCUUGUUUGCUGUAUCAGAUCAAGCAGAUUAGUAUUUUAUCUUUCGAGGAACAUAAACAAAUGUAUGAAGUGGUUAGUUAUUUCUUGAAGCUUGCAUUAGUUCUAGAGAAACUCGAGUUCGGGGGUGCACGUCAACAGAGUAUUAUAGAAAAACUAUUGAGUUUACCCAAGAGUUCAAAGGAAUGUGAAGUCGUGAUUCUUUGUAGUUCAGGGACACAUUAGUGGGUCAGUACAACAAUCUACAUAUUGUUGUAUUUCAGUAUAACAAAAAGAACAUGUUAGCUCCAUUCAAGUCAACAAUGUCUCCACCGCUCCCCAUCAAGUCAACAAGGUUCCACCGCUCCCCAUCACACUAUGGAUAGAUGGCAGGGAGGUCAAGUCCCAUGGAAAGGAUACUUACUAGGUUAGCUCCAUUUUAUAUUUUUUUCUUCUUCUAACAAUGUCUCAUCCAAAGAUUAGAGGCCCAUUCUGAUGAUGUUUGGACUACAUUCUGUAUAUUAGC